Messenger RNA from Nomascus leucogenys (northern white-cheeked gibbon), 594 nucleotides. RefSeq names its product cytochrome c oxidase subunit 5A, mitochondrial-like. Gene Ontology annotation, biological process: mitochondrial electron transport, cytochrome c to oxygen. Bases 1 to 594 code for a protein of 197 amino acids. Lineage: Eukaryota; Metazoa; Chordata; Mammalia; Primates; Hylobatidae. The transcript has 3 exons. Gene Ontology annotation, cellular component: mitochondrial inner membrane. The record is from RefSeq and is a predicted model, not a curated record.
AUGUCAGCAACUAUUUUGAUGGCUGUUUCUCUCCAUGAAGUCCUCAUCCUCAGAGAAACAAAAGUUAUCUGGAACUGGGAUAUAGAAUGGGGUUGGGGUUUCCAAUACUGGAAGCUCAAGCCUGCGCGCCACCAUCGCCGUUGUACUGGGGCCGCUCUCCGCCGCUGCGCGGUGACUGCAACCGCCCGGGCCGGCCCUCGAGACCUCCUGCAUUCCGCCCCAACCCCCGGCCCCGCCACGGCUAUCCAGUCAGUUUACUGCUAUUCCCAUGGGUCACAUGAGACAGAUGUGGAGUUUGAUGCUCGCAGGGUAACAUACUUCAACAAGCCAGAUAUAGAUGCCUGGGAAUUGCGUAAAGGGAUGAACACACUUGUUAGCUAUGAUCUGGUUCCAGAGCCCAAAAUCAUUGAUGCUGCUUUGCGGGCAUGCAGACGGUUAAACGAUUUUGCUAGUGCAGUUGGCAUCCUAGAGGCUGUUAAGGACAAAGCAGGACCUCAUAAGGAAAUCUACCCCUAUGUCAUCCAGGAACUUAGACCAACUUUAAAUGAACUGAGAAUCUCCACUCCGGAGGAACUGGGCCUUGACAAAGUGUAA